UGUUUCAAUUUGCCAUUGUUCUGGACCCCCUUCUUUCCUCCCAGCGCUUUCUUCCCCCCCCCCGCUUUUUUUGCUCAGUUCUUGCCUCUCUAUAAACGUUGCGCCGUCUCCCCCAUUUCGGCAAAUGGGUGCGUCGGCACUGCAGCUGAAGCGUUUGCUGCUGCUUGCCGUAGUGCUAUUCCAGACCUGGACUGCGGUUCCUCGGACGGUGGAGGCUCGCGUGUACACGAGCGACCUGACCCUCCGCCAGCCCAACCAGUUCUUCCAGAUCCUCGACGACAACGACCUCUUUGGCUUCUACGCUGGCGGCGAGGCGACCGCCACCGUGGUCUGCAAUGCACCGCCAACCGACUUGUCAUUGCUGCUCUGCACUGGUGAUCAGAACAAGGCUAUGAUGGACUAUGCUGGCGCAGGCAUUGCUUGCAACUACCCAAUUUACAACCCAAACCGAACCCGCAUCACUGGGUUGCAUUACAGCUGUAAUCAGGCUCGGAUGUUCAGCGACGCCGACUCUGGCGUGUUCCAGGCUCACAUAGUAGUCGAUGAGGAUGGCUUUUUCGGCGUGUCCAUCCUCAAUUGCCGUGCCUUUCCCGACAUCCAGCCAAAGUGCCAUAUCACCGCCACUCUUCUCAAUCCGGGUGAGGUUCAUCUCUCCAGCGACGAAACAUACAUACCUCGCAUCACUGAAAUCCAGACCGCCGCGUGGAUUGUCAUGUUGGCGCUCUACUUUUACAACUGGUGGGCGUUGAAACCUUUUUCCACCGCACUCCAUCAAAUUCUGGUGCUCCUACCACUGCAUCGGUUUGUGCUGUCGACCUUGGAGCUUCAUCAGUACCAGCUCAUUGUUGCGGACGGAUUUGAGGACUCGACCAAUCAGGCUGUUCGUGAGCUCAUCUCCAUCCUGACCAACACUGUCCUCAUGCUCCUGUUGCUUCUCCUCUCCGAGGGCUGGUGUUUGCUGGGAGACAGAAUCUCCCGCUCCAAGAAGUCUGUUUUUGCCUUGAUUGUGAUUGUUUUUGCCCUUUCAUCUAUCGGCCUUACUUGGUUGCACGAGUAUUUCCUGGGAGUGGUCAUUGCCAUGUUGCUCAUCUGCAUCUUCAUCUCCCUCAAGAGUGCCACAAACAACAUUGAGAUUUUGCGACUGCAAGCGGCGACGGUCGAAAACUAUCUGAUCCAGCGACAGAUUCGUCCCGUCUUGUACAUUGGACCGGUGGAGGCACUGCACGCCAAGCUGCGGUUUGCUCUCUACUUUCGCAUUGGCUUUGUCACAUUGGCAAUCUUUUACGCCGGCGUUGAACUUGCAGGCUCCUUCCUGAUGUAUUAUCGCUGGAUUGACGCGCUGCUGCACUGCCUCCUGGCAAUCUUGAUUGGCAUUGCCAUUCUGUACCACUUUCGUCUGCGGGACUUUUCUCCCUACGAGCGAAUCAUACUCCGGGUCCCGUACACGUCAACCGUGGAUGUCACCACGUCCAAGGCGGUUUGCGACAAGGUCGCCGCGAUUCAGCUCCCAGCUCCUUCGGCAGGCGAGUAUCUGCUCGCCGUUGCCGUUCCGGUGUCAGCGUUGCCUGCUGGUCACGGCAAUCGUGGUUCGAUGGACUCGAUCGCUGGACCCGGGCCAUUGGUAGUUUCGCAGGCAACCAUUCUACCGCCCUCUCAUGCUGUUGUUAGCCUGGAGAAUGACGACUACAGCAGCAGUGUCGACGCUCGACCACGAUCGCAUCUCCCCACCAUUUUCCGGCUUCGUCGGCGGCAACGACGUGGACGGGAGCAGUCAACUGAACUGCAGGAAAUCCCGCUCUCGCCAAAUCCAGUCCGGUCGGAGGCGCCUGCCAGCCAAGACUUGCCGGCGAGCCCUGACACGCUUGCCAGCGUCGACGGUGACUCUGGCCAAGUGCGCGUCUCGAUCCAAUCCACCGGCAACCCUUCCAGUUAAUCGUACCCUUACCGAAGCAAAUUUGCAAUUUUUCGGAGGGGUUUUUUUCUUAAGAUUGUUAUUUUCCCUGUUGAUGCGUUAUCGUUUUUAAAUUAUAUUCUUG
Molecule: messenger RNA, 2036 nt
Organism: Capsaspora owczarzaki ATCC 30864
Lineage: Eukaryota; Filasterea; Ministeriida; Capsasporidae
Exons: 7
Coding region: 125-1933 (602 amino acids)
Biological process (GO): transport; response to pheromone; G protein-coupled receptor signaling pathway
Cellular component (GO): Golgi apparatus; membrane
Source: RefSeq, a predicted model, not a curated record